UACGACGGCUUCAUCCCACCAACCUCUGGGAACCAGUGGGCUAUGGCAUUCGGCGGCAGCGGCAACAUUAGCAUUCCAGAUUCGCCGCCCAAACAAACCUUCUCCCUCGAUUCCUUCUCCUUCGCCUGCGUAUCUGGCGUCCCACAACCCGAAUGCGCAAUCAGCAUCUGGGGCUGGAAGAAGAACGGUCAAGUCAUCAAGCGUGAAAUCACCUUCCCUCGCCUGGACCCUGGACAUGUUAUCGAGGAUUUCAAGAUGAACAGGACCGAGUUUCCAAGGCAGUGGCGUGAUCUGAAGAGUGUGGGAUUCAGCAUUGCGAGGAAGGAUAAUGGUGAAAGUAUGUAUGGUGGCUUGGCGUUGGAUGAUGUGAAGUAUACUAUUGAGCAACACUGAGCGUGGUCCGAAAAGGCUGAGCA
Westerdykella ornata is the source of this 416-nucleotide messenger RNA. RefSeq lists its product as uncharacterized. Lineage: Eukaryota; Fungi; Ascomycota; Dothideomycetes; Pleosporales; Sporormiaceae. The record is from RefSeq and is a predicted model, not a curated record. The transcript has 2 exons. Bases 43 to 393 code for a protein of 116 amino acids.